CAACAUUCAAAGUUCAGACUGCAAUUUAUGCAACGUUAGCGCUAACGCUACUACAAUUGAUGUUCCCUUUUUUUGGUGCUGCUGCUGCACCGUACAAAUAUUACGAAGACAAUUUUAUAUGUGCAUACGACUUUUCGCCAGGUUCAGAUGGCGCCAGUCACCGUGCUCUUCUUGGAAUUCUCAGUAUGGAAGGAUUACUCGCAUCUAUGGCCACUAUGUAUUUUAAUAUUUCCAUUGUAUAUGAGAUGAGAAAGAAAAAUUCAAUUUCACACAACGAUUCAACAAAUACAGAUAGUUCUACUGGGCGAUCACUUACAGAAACAAAGAUUGCAUUCGCCAACGUUACAGUGGUUGUAUCUGCAGUAUUCUGUAUCUGUUAUGUUCCGUUUUUGGCUCGAUUGCUGUAUGACGUCAUAGUGACAAAUGUGAAGACGCAGGAUGAUUUUUACCAUUCGAUUACGAUGUCGUUGUUAUUUCUAGCACCAUUAUUGAAUCCAGUUGUCUACGUUAUUUGUAAUAAACGUUACCGUUCCUUUAUAGCUUAUUCUCUCAGAAGGAGAAUUUCUAACUUGUGCUCGAAACGGUCAAAUAAAAUAGAUUUGAUAGACCACAAUUCAUCAUUAGGUCCAACCUCAAAGAAGAUCACGGCGUCAUCUGUGUUAUAAUAAAGAUAAAUAAAUUCCAAACAAAAUAGAUCUGAUAGACCACAAUUCAUCAUUAGGUCCAACCUCAAAGAAGAUCACGGCGUCAUCUGUGUUAUGAUGAAGAUAAAUUAAAGUUUAUAUUGAAUAAGUACAGUAUGCAUUUUUUUGAAUGCAAAAUAUGA
Messenger RNA from Mytilus trossulus (common blue mussel), 826 nucleotides. RefSeq lists its product as uncharacterized. Lineage: Eukaryota; Metazoa; Mollusca; Bivalvia; Mytilida; Mytilidae. Gene Ontology annotation, molecular function: G protein-coupled receptor activity. The coding region runs from base 60 to 665 and encodes 201 amino acids. Gene Ontology annotation, biological process: G protein-coupled receptor signaling pathway. The record is from RefSeq and is a predicted model, not a curated record. The transcript is spliced from 3 exons. Gene Ontology annotation, cellular component: plasma membrane.